UUUAAGAAGUUAUGCAUCUGCACAAUGUUCCACUGCGUGCAACAUGCAAUGCGAUCAAAUUCAGUUCUUCUUGGAAAUACUCUGUAUCACAGUUAAAUUUAGUACAGAAGCACCAUCUAUCGCAGAAUCAUUCCAAUGUCAAAUCAUCGGCUGAUCUAGUUCCAGAGCAACUCUCUUUUUUCGACAAAUACCUAGGGCCCAAAUCAGUGGUCGCAAAUGAGAACUUUAAAGCAAGGUGGUUCAUGGCUGUGCCGCCUUUCCUGGCACAUCUGUGCAUAGGAGCACCUUACGGCUGGUCGGCAGUUGCUGGACAUCUGUCGAAGGAAUAUGGUUUUGUAUGCAGUGCCGCAAAUGACUGGACACUUGCCCAGGUAUCCCUACCGAUGUCUGUGGUGUUUUUCCUGCACGGACUAUCGGCCGCUCUCCUAGGUAAAUGGCAGAUGAAAGUAGGACCCAGGGUUGCUAUGGGUUUAUCUGGCAUGUGCUUCGGAGGAGGUUUUGCCUUGACUGGUUUGGGAUCAUAUCUUCACUCCUUGCCUCUGAUCUAUCUUGGUUUUGGUGUGCUAAGUGGAACUGGACUUGGCUUAGCAUACACGCCACCGAUUCAGGCGUUGAUGGGUUGGUUCCCGGACAGGAAAGGAGUUGCUUCUGGUCUGACAAUCAUGGGUUUCGGAUCAGGUUCGCUCCUUUUUGUUCCUAGCGUUAACUAUCUGAUUAAUAAAUUUGCUAGAAUGCCAACAUAUCUCGGGCAGACAUUGGACUAUACUUUAAAAGAUGGUAAAAUGUUCACCUCGUUGACGGACGGGUCUCUAGCUGAAGUUGUCUACGCAAACGCUGCUGAUUUAGCAAAGCUAUCGCAUAAAGGUCUAUCGGAGGGAUAUUACUUAGUUGGCUCAGGAUCUACCGGAACCACGGCUACGAUGAUGGUGAUCGGAGGUGUCUAUAGCACGGCUAUGCUGACUGCAGCCGCAAUGAUCAGAACACCUCAUCCGAAAUACACUGAGUCAAUGUCUCAGAACGCCUUAGCUGCUACGACGAAUACUGCUAGUGCACAAAUAGAGAGAAAUGUACAUGUCGAUGUUGUGAUGCGCACACCUCAGUUCUAUAGCCUGGCUGCGACGCUUCUUUGCGUGGCCUCUGGAGGAAUGGGGCUGCUCAGUGUUUGUAAACCACUAAUGGCCGACACUUUUGGGGGGCUUUUGCCGGAUAUAGUCACAGCUAGCUUCGCAUCCAGUUAUAUUCUAAUGUUAUCAGUCGGAAAUCUCGGCGGCAGGAUAGGUUGGGGUGUUCUUUCCGACUAUCUCGGAAGGCGCAAAGUGUUCCAUAUGUUUACGUUCGGAUCUCUGGGACUCUAUCUGAGCUUCCCUCUAAUUGUGUCUCAAAUCGCGGAAACCAAAUCGGUAUUACCACUUGCUGUAUUCUGUGGCACGACGUCGAUUGCGGUUUCAUUUAUGGGUGGCGUGUAUGCGAUUUUGCCAGCUUAUGAAGCUGAUCUGUUCGGAGCUAAGUAUGUGGGUGCUAACCAUGGUCGAAUGCUACUAGCUAGCAGUGCUGCAGCUAUUACGGGUCCGUCAAUGAUUCUGUACUUACGAGGACUGGGAGAGAAAGCGGCCAUUAUGAAGCUAUUGGACAACGUGAAUCCCGAAGCAUUCAAACAGAAAUUCGGUGUGGAUAUAUCUCAAGCUGAUGAACUGAUUCAAGCGAAGACAAUGACAAUAAACAAACUGAUGGAAAUCGUACCUUCGCACAUCCAGGAUCCGACGCCUUUUAUGUAUAACACUUCUUUCUAUGCCAUAUCUGGUCUGAUGACUGUUGCGGCCUUGUCACACUACAUGGUUAAACCUGUAGAUCCCAAAUAUUAUGAAAUUGAAGAUGAGAAAAUUGUAGCAGAGGAAAAAGAACCUCUUGAAAAAGAUACGAAAUAAUAUGAAACUGAUCCUGGUAAAAAUUGAUAGAAAACACUAACAGUUGACUGGAUCUGAAUAAUAAAUUGAUUUUAAUAUCUUUAAACACUUACAAUUAUUCUCAUUUCUAGUUGGUGGCUUUACAGAAAAGUACAAAUUUUUCCUAAAGCCUUGAUUAUAUUUUUGCAAUUAGAAAUUGUUUAUACUUCCGAGUAAUCAAGAAAACUUAGCUUUUGAGACAACAUGUU
This is a messenger RNA of Symsagittifera roscoffensis, 2152 nucleotides long. Its product is annotated as oxalate:formate antiporter-like. NCBI's taxonomy places the organism in Eukaryota, Metazoa, Xenacoelomorpha, Acoela, Convolutidae. Gene Ontology annotation, molecular function: transmembrane transporter activity. The coding region runs from base 12 to 1925 and encodes 637 amino acids. Gene Ontology annotation, biological process: transmembrane transport. The record is from RefSeq and is a predicted model, not a curated record. The transcript has a single exon. Gene Ontology annotation, cellular component: membrane.